Messenger RNA from Ogataea philodendri, 522 nucleotides. RefSeq lists its product as uncharacterized. Lineage: Eukaryota; Fungi; Ascomycota; Pichiomycetes; Pichiales; Pichiaceae. The record is from RefSeq and is a predicted model, not a curated record. The transcript is spliced from 2 exons. The coding region runs from base 1 to 522 and encodes 173 amino acids.
AUGUAUGGCUCGGUAGGAACCAAUUCUGGACUUGGCUCUUCUUCUUCGUACCGUGGCUGCGAGCCAAACGUGAUAGGAGGUUCCAGUCCAUCCUUGCCGGCUUCAGUCUCGAAAUGGAAGUCGGUGUCUAUUUCUGUGUCGUCACCAAAUUGGAUCAUGUUGUACAGAUCAUCCAGCUCUUCUUGUUCCAUACCGAAUUCCUUCACAAUUGGCUCGUCUGAUCUCUCACUGUUGAUCAUCUCCACGAUAGAUCUGUUGAAAGAAUCCGAGUGGACGAUCGAGGUUGGUCCAGAUUUAGGAGAUCUCAAGGAUCUCAUAGACCGUGACCGUUCGAGCGUUACAAUACUCUCAAUCUCAUCAGCACCCAAACUUUUAGGGAAGAUAGACUCACCGGCAAGAAGUCUCGUGAAACUGUCGUCUCUCUUCAUAUGCGAGAAGUUGCCGCUUCUUUCUGGAGCCAAUGUUGGCUUUUCUGGGCUUUGGAAGCUGAAAUUCACCGGAGAUGGAGUGUCAAGACGGUAA